AUGAGUCUGACCGAGAAAGACAAGACCACCGUCAAGGCCAUGUGGGCCAAGAUCGGCAAGUCUGCGGAGGUGGUUGGGGCUGAUGCUCUGGGCAGGAUGCUCAUCAUCUACCCGCAAACCAAGACCUACUUCUCCCACUGGACAGACUUGAAGCCCGGCUCUAAGCCCGUGAAGGAGCACGGAAAGAGGAUUAUUACUGCAAUCGGCCAGGGUGUGGCCAAGAUCGACGACCUGAACAGCGGCAUGCUGGAGCUCAGCGAGCUGCACGCCUUCCAGCUGAGAGUUGACCCGGCGAACUUCAAGCUCCUGAGCCACUGCAUCCUCGUGGUGCUGGCCGUCAUGUUCCCCAAGGACUUCACCCCCGAGGUCCACGUCGCCAUGGACAAAUACCUGGCUUGCCUGUCCCUGGCUCUCUCUGAGAGAUACCGCUGAGCUGCCCUCAGUGUGCCACACAAGGCCAUGUCACCCAUGCACGGUGGAAAAUG
Molecule: messenger RNA, 485 nt
Organism: Paralichthys olivaceus (Japanese flounder)
Lineage: Eukaryota; Metazoa; Chordata; Actinopteri; Pleuronectiformes; Paralichthyidae
Gene: hbae5
Product: hemoglobin, alpha embryonic 5
Biological process (GO): oxygen transport; hydrogen peroxide catabolic process
Cellular component (GO): blood microparticle; hemoglobin complex; haptoglobin-hemoglobin complex
Molecular function (GO): heme binding; oxygen binding; peroxidase activity
Source: RefSeq, a predicted model, not a curated record